This is a messenger RNA of Plasmodium malariae, 1731 nucleotides long. It is a transcript of the gene GPI, whose product is annotated as glucose-6-phosphate isomerase, putative. Gene Ontology annotation, molecular function: glucose-6-phosphate isomerase activity; monosaccharide binding; carbohydrate derivative binding. The record is from RefSeq and is a predicted model, not a curated record. Gene Ontology annotation, cellular component: cytosol. NCBI's taxonomy places the organism in Eukaryota, Apicomplexa, Aconoidasida, Haemosporida, Plasmodiidae. Gene Ontology annotation, biological process: gluconeogenesis; glycolytic process; glucose 6-phosphate metabolic process. The transcript has a single exon. The coding region runs from base 1 to 1731 and encodes 576 amino acids.
AUGGAUAUUACUUCCCUAAAAAGUUAUAAGGAGCUAAUUGAACUUAGUAAGGAAGAGAAGAAGAAACAUUUAAAGGAUUAUUUAAAUGAAAAAGAGAGAUCUCAAUUAUUAAUCAGAAAAUUUAAAAAUUUUUAUAUUGAUUUUUCUCGUCAGAGGUAUAGUGAGAAAACGUUGAACAAAUUAAUUCAUUAUGCAGAAGAAAUAAAAUUAAAGGAAAAAAUUGAAAAAACAUUUAAAGGGGAAAAGGUAAAUAUAACUGAAAAUAGGAGUGCCUUACAUACAGCAUUAAGAAUACCUAUAGAAAAAAUAAACACGAACAAAAUUAUAAUAGAUAAUAAAAAUAUAUUAGAAGAUGUGCAUAAUGUGUUAAAAAAGAUUGAAUCAUAUUCAGAUAAUAUAAGAAAUGGAAAUAUUAAAACAUGUAUAAAUACAAAAUUUAAAAAUAUAGUAUGUAUAGGUAUUGGAGGAUCGUAUUUGGGUACAGAAUUUGUAUAUGAGGCUUUGAAAUUUUAUUAUUAUAAUAAGAUAUUAAAUAAAAAUACAAACAAUGAUAAUUUUGGUAGUUUAAAUAAUAAUAAUGACGAUAUAUUUGAUGUACGAUUUCUAGCUAAUGUAGACCCGAAUGAUGUAAAUAGAGCAAUAUAUGAUUUAGAUCAAACAAGUACGCUAGUAAUUAUAAUAUCAAAAACAUUUACAACAGCUGAAACAAUGUUAAAUGCUAGAUCUAUUAAAAAUUGGUUAAAUCUAAAAAUAAAAGAUGAAAAACAAUUAAGUAAACAUAUGGUUGCUAUAAGUACAAAUUUAAAGUUAACAGAUGAAUUUGGAAUAGUAAGAGAGAAUGUUUUUGAAUUUUGGGAUUGGGUUGGAGGACGUUUUUCAGUUACAAGUGCUGUAGGUAUGCUUCCCUUAUCGAUUGCAUUUGGAUAUAAAAAUAUGAGAAAUUUCCUAAAUGGCUGUCAUGAUAUUGAUGAACAUUUUUUAAAUACAAAUAAUAAAGAUAAUAUUCCUGUUUUAUUAGCUUUAACAAGUUUUUAUAAUAAUCAUUUUUUUGAUUGUAAAAAUAUUGCAGUUUUGCCAUAUUUUCAACAUCUGUUAAAAUUUUCUACACAUGUACAACAGUUAGCCAUGGAGAGUAAUGGUAAAUCAGUAGAUCGAAAUAAUAAUUUUAUUAAUUAUAAUACAUGUCAAGUAUAUUUUGGAGAACCAGGUACUAAUGGACAACACAGUUUUUAUCAGUUAAUACAUCAAGGACAAAUAAUACCUGUUGAAUUAAUAGGUUUCAAGUAUUCUCAUUUCCCUCUUCAUUUUCAAAAUGAAAAAGUGAGUAACCAUGAUGAAUUAAUGACCAACUUUUUUGCACAAGCUGAUGCAUUAGCAAUUGGAAAAACAGUAGAGCAAGUUAAAGAAGAAAACGAAAAUAGUAAAAGAAAAGUACCACUUGAAUUACUAAACCAUAAAGUAUUUAAAGGAAAUAGACCAUCUACUUUACUUCUAUUCGAUGAGUUAAACUUUUAUACUUGUGGACUACUCUUAGCAUUGUACGAAAGUAGAAUUGUAGCCGAAGGAUUUUUAUUAAAUAUUAACAGUUUCGAUCAGUGGGGUGUUGAGUUAGGAAAAGUGCUAGCGAAGGAAGUCCGAGAUUAUUUUCAUGACACUAAGGCACAUAAGAACCUGGAUGCCUAUAAUUUUAACGAAUCCACAAAAAUUUUGUUAAAUUAUUACCUCAAUUAG